This is a messenger RNA of Penicillium salamii, 864 nucleotides long. Lineage: Eukaryota; Fungi; Ascomycota; Eurotiomycetes; Eurotiales; Aspergillaceae. The record is from the annotation of a GenBank genome assembly.
AUGACUCGUCUUACAUCAACAUUCCUGGCUCUGUCCAUGCUAUCAAGCACAAUCUCCGCCGAAAGCGUGGCUAGGGUGUGGACACAUUUCUACCCCAACUGUCCUGGCGAUGCCUUCUCCAAGCUCGACACAUACGAAAACUACGAGGAAAAUGCUCCAUCACAAGACAUCACAGUAAAUAGCUGCAAGAACAUUGCCGUCCCCUCAUACGAGCACAGCCUUGUCAGCGCAAUGUCCGUCGAUGCAGAGCUCCUCUCUCACAACCACAACCUACCAUUCUUAUCAGGUGGCAGCGGUUGCAACAUCACUAUUCACGAAGUCCCAGGAUGUAUCGACCCACCAUUGAUCACCAAAGAGAUCCGCAACGGCGUCGCCGUCAGCCAAUGCGAGCAGCGAUCAUUCGCAGCAUACAGCCAAGUCUGGGUAAAUCUCAUCUGCGAUGCAGAGAGCCCACUCCACGAAGAUAAACCAACGCCAAGUAAAGAAGAGCAAAAGCAAGCCGAUACACAACAGGGAAUUCCAACAAACCAGCCUGAUGCUCUCGUGCGCACCGAGAAGCAGACCUCCGUCGAGGAUAUCAAUAACAUCCAGACUCCGGGGUCGAACUCAAACUCAUGGAACUCCCAGGCUAUGAAUAACCACCGUGAGCCUUUGCAGGAGAGUCGGGUGGAAAAUGCCGGUCAUUCGGAGAGCCAGCAGAUUGUGCAUGAGAUGAUGGAGUUGUUGAAGAACAAAACUUCGCAGAUUGUUUCUGGGAAGGACAAUUCCACCCAUCACUUCAAUCUUACUACGGCGGGUAACCGCACUAUGAUGGCUCGUCGACGUUUGUCUGUUUUGCGGAAUCGUGCUGCUCGUCUCAUCUAG